ACCUACACUGGCUCCAUCCUGGUGGCCGUCAACCCGUACCAGCUGCUGCCCAUCUACACGGCCGAGCAGAUCCGUUACUACACCAACAGGAAGAUCGGUGAGAUGCCACCGCACAUCUUUGCCAUAGCCGAUAACUGCUACUUCAACAUGCAGCGGAACAACAGGGACCAGUGCUGUAUUAUAAGUGGAGAGUCUGGAGCUGGUAAAACGGAGAGUACAAAGCUAAUACUACAGUUCCUGGCAGCGAUCAGUGGGCAACACUCCUGGAUUGAGCAGCAGGUUCUUGAGGCCAAUCCCAUUCUAGAAGCUUUUGGGAACGCUAAAACCAUAAGGAACGAUAACUCCAGUCGGUUCGGGAAAUACAUUGACAUCCAUUUCAACAAGCGUGGAGCCAUUGAAGGAGCCAAGAUUGAGCAGUAUCUCCUGGAGAAGUCUCGUGUUUGUCGCCAGGCCAACGGGGAGAGGAACUACCAUAUUUUCUACUGCAUGCUGAUGGGGAUGAGCCCAGAGCAGAAGAAGAAGCUCGGACUGGGGAAACCCACGGACUACACCUACUUGACCAUGGGAAAGUGCACCUUCUGCGAUGGCCGGGAUGACAGCAAGGAGUACGCCAACAUUCGCUCCGCCAUGAAGGUCCUCAUGUUCACCGACACGGAAAACGGGGAGAUCAGCAAGCUGAUGGCUGCCAUCCUGCACAUGGGCAACCUCUCGUAUGAACGUAAGUCUGCACAUUCCCCUUGAGUCUCAUUGUCGGCAACUCAUUUUCAUCUAGCCCACAGCUAACUUUUUUCACUGGAGUUUAGAAGGAUGAGGGGGAUCUUAUAGAAACAUUUCAAAUUAUAAAAGGACUGGGCAAGCUAGAUGCAGGAAAAAUGUUCCCAAUGUUGGGCGAGUCCAGAACCAGGGGCCACAGUCUUAGAAUAAAGGGGAGGUCAUUUAAGACUGAGGUGAGAAAAAACUUUUUCGCCCAGAGAGUUGUGAAUUUAUGGAAUUCCCUGCCACAGAGGGCAGUGGAGGCCAAGUCACUGGAUGGAUUUAAGAGAGAGUUAGAUAGAGCUAGUGGGAUCAAGGGAUAUGGGGAGAAGGCAGGCACGGGUUAUUGAUUGGGGACGAUCAGCCAUGAUCACAAUGAAUGGUGGUGCUGGCUCGAAGGGCCGAAUG
Molecule: messenger RNA, 1161 nt
Organism: Leucoraja erinaceus (little skate)
Lineage: Eukaryota; Metazoa; Chordata; Chondrichthyes; Rajiformes; Rajidae
Product: unconventional myosin-VIIa-like
Exons: 5
Cellular component (GO): myosin complex
Molecular function (GO): ATP binding; cytoskeletal motor activity
Source: RefSeq, a predicted model, not a curated record